UAGUCAUAAGAUUUCUUGUGACUAUGAUUGUAUAAAUGUUUAUGCACAUCAAAUAAUUUUACAAGUAGCACAUUUUUUUAUUAUAUUGCGUAUUUUAUUAUAAUUAUUCUUAAAAAUUUACUUAAAAAUUUGAAUUUUUUUCUAUAAAAUAAUAAACCUUUACUAUAACUCUUUUCAAAUGCCGAAGGUGAGUCUCGUUCAACUUUGGUACUUAAUCCUUUGACUUUUUUUAGGUGGCAGCAGUCAUACUAAACAGUAUCACAUUGCUCUGUCUUUGAUUGAAGCACUCGAUUUAAUCAAAACACAUGAAAUUGAAAACACUGUUCGAUUUAGUACCAUAUUCUCAAUGAAAGACUUUGGAUCCACUGGCAGGCUUUUCUUUUUAAAGAACAUUCUAAACUAAAUGCAUAAUUUGAGACAUUAUAAAAUUAAUUCCAGAUUUAAGAAGGAAAAAACACAAGGUUUACUGGUCAAGUGAUGGAGUAAAGUUUUCCGGUUUGCCAUUUAUGUUUGUUGGAACAAAAAUUUUGGAUUGUCAUCACGGAAAAGAUAGGAACCUAAAUUUAAAACUAUCAGUUAAAGAAAAAAGGGAAAAGGAACUGCAAAACGAUCAUGGGUGUAGAAGGAAACACACUCGGGUUCAAGAUUGUAAAAAGUUUGAUUGUCCGGCACAAGUUAUCAUCACAGAAAUGAUAGAAUUUCCAGAGUAUCCGAUUCACUUAUGUACUUUGAGCCUUCCAAGAGAGAAUUUGACUGCAUUAUGGGAUCAUUUAUUGAACAAAUACCAGUUGUUAUUGCCCAAAUCAACAUAUCAAUCAACAGAGAAAUAAGAAGAAGAAGAAGAGAAAAGCGACUGACCAAACAAACGUACCGAAAUCAAAGGUUAUUCGGUCCUUCUUUAACAGGAACGGAGGUCCAGCCAAAAAUAAGAACAAGAAUAAUACAAUUAUUAUAGAUUGAGUUUGAUUUAUUUAUAAUCUACUUGAAAGAUGUAGACUACUUGUUAGUAUUUUCCAUGUUCUGCUGAGAAAGAUAAACGUAAAAAUAUUAUCAAGUACAAAAAUUUGAUUUUUUUCUUUGAUUUCGCGAUUGUAGUAUUUCAAAUAAUUUCGCGUGGAUUAAUUUUCGCGAAUCAAGGGCCUUCAAAAUUUUCGUGUGGACUAAAUUUCGUGAAAAUAGCCAAAAUCCACUUAAGGUAUAAUUUACUUAUAGGAAUUAUUACUAUUACCAUUAAUGUUAUGUUUCGUUUUAUAGCGUUGGGUAUAUCGUAGCAUGCCAUUUGUACAGGUAUUGCACGAUGGAAAUCUUCACUGGAUUGCUAUUUCAACAUAUGGAUGCAAACCAGGUGAGGUUCAUAUGAUGGACAGCAUGUUUCGUGGAAAGGUUGCUGAUCACACCAAAAUCCAAAUAUGCUCAAUUAUUAAUUGUUGUGAGGAUCAACUAAAAGUUAAAGUAAUUCCCGUUCAGCAACAAAAAAACAGGGGUUGACUGUGGGGUUUUUGCAGUAGCAUUUGCAUACCACACUGUCGCGACCAAAAAACUUUCUACAGAUAUCAAUUUUGAAACAUCAAAAAUGAGAAACCAUAUGCUGCAAUGUUUAGCUGCAAAUCAAAUCACCAAGUUUCCUCAAUGUGAUAGCCACAUAAUAGCUCGAAGAUGUGCGUCCAAGGAAAUAUUCAUCGACCUCUACUGCAGUUGCCGAAUGCCAUGGAGAGCCGCAGAGAGCUAUAUUUUAGACAAGCAAAUGGCUGAAUGUAGUAACUGUGGAGGAUGGUUUCACAGAAUGUGUGAACGGAUACCGGACUCUGUAUUUGAAGUGGAAAAUUGUAAGAGUCUGUGGUAUUGUUAUUGUUGUUUCACUAAUAUAAGUAAAAAAGACGGUUGAUGGUAACUUAAAAAUAAAACAUAGUCUUCGCUAAGUUGUUGUGUAUCCCGCGUAAGUCCAAGCUUAAGAGCCUUUGGGAUGAGGUGAAGGGGCACAGGAAGCUUUAUUUAGCCCAGUAAAAUUGGGUUUCUACA
This is a messenger RNA of Hydractinia symbiolongicarpus, 2019 nucleotides long. RefSeq lists its product as uncharacterized. Bases 507 to 830 code for a protein of 107 amino acids. Gene Ontology annotation, molecular function: DNA-binding transcription factor activity. Lineage: Eukaryota; Metazoa; Cnidaria; Hydrozoa; Anthoathecata; Hydractiniidae. The record is from RefSeq and is a predicted model, not a curated record. The transcript is spliced from 3 exons.